AUGGGCCAGCAAGCCUCUGCCCCCCAGCCAGGUACCCAGAUCCAGGUGAUUGGUGCAGGACUCUCGCGCACCGGGACCGCCUCGUUCAGUGCAGGACUGGAGAUCCUCCUUGACGGACCCAUCUAUCAUGGCGGCACCCAAACCACCAUGGGCCCACCCCUAGAGAUCAAAUCAUGGAAUCAAAUCCUCCGGACCUGGCUCACCGGCGACCGUGCUACUAUCCUCUCCCUCCUCCGUCGCCGAACCACCGGCUACGCAGCCAUCACCGAUGCGCCCGCCUCGCAAUUUGUGCCCGAGCUCCUCGCCCUCUACUCCGAUAGCAAGGUUAUUGUCACCGUCCGUGACCCGGAGGCUUGGGUCAAGAGCAUGCAGCAAAUCAGCUCUCUGGCUAAACUGUGGUUUCUAGGCGCGGUGCUACUCCCACUACCAGGGAUGCGACAUUUCGUGACCUAUAUCUCCCUCUUAGAUAACGCCUACAUCUACCAGCGCCAUAUCGAGUGGUUGAAAGAGGUCGUCCCCGCAGAUCGGCUGGUUUUCUUCAGAGUGAAGGAUGGCUGGGGCCCAUUGUGUCAGGCAUUGGGAAAAGAGGUCCCGAAGAAUAUCCCUUUCCCUCGUAUCAAUGAUUCUAAGGCGAUUGAUCGCGUGGCUGCGUAUCACAUUAAAAGAGGGCUGGCGCGCUGGGCGGUGGUCUUUACUGUGGUUGGGGCCUUGAGUGCUUGGUGGUUCAUGAGGGUUUGA
This is a messenger RNA of Aspergillus caelatus, 738 nucleotides long. Its product is annotated as sulfotransferase family protein. Lineage: Eukaryota; Fungi; Ascomycota; Eurotiomycetes; Eurotiales; Aspergillaceae. The record is from RefSeq and is a predicted model, not a curated record. The transcript has 3 exons. Bases 1 to 738 code for a protein of 245 amino acids.